UGUCCGUCAAGCCAAUUUACGGAAGUGUCACCGCCCACUUCAAAGAUGGAGGACGAUAUCUCAGAUGUGAGCAGACCACAAAUGUACUUGUUUGGUUGCACCCUAAAAUCGGACAAGCGAGAGUUCAAAGUUGACGUAGACGACGAUGAUACGGAGCAACAGCUGUCACUCAAAGCCGUGUGUCUGGGAGCUGAGGCUGAGGAUAAGUUCCACAUGGUGGAAGUCGAGGGCCUCACUUACGAUGGAAAAACGACCAAAGUGCCACUGGUUGUCCUGAAGCCGUCCGUCCUGCCGUCUAUGAGUUUAGGUGGAUUUGAAAUCACUCCUCCAGUUACCUUCCGUCUUCAGUCUGGCUCCGGACCAGUUCAUAUCAGCGGGCAGCACUUUGUUAGUGUGAAGGAUUCAGAGGAUGAGGAGGAGGAGAACAACACAUCGCCAGUCAAACGACCUGCAAGUCUGAUGUCUGGGAAGAAGCCUCCAUUGAAAAAACUGAAGAUGGAUUCUGAUGACGAUGAUGAAGAAGACAGUGACGAAGAUGAUGAAGAUGAUGAUGAAGAUGACGACAGUGAUGAAAAUGCUGUGAAGCCUCAGAAGAAUGUUGGAAAAGAGCUCAAAAAAAGCCCAGAGUCUUCAGCAAAGAAGCCCAGCAAGACUCCAGUGAAACAAAACGGCCCUGCAGGAAAGCCAUCAGGAUCAGCAGUCAAACCACAGAUUAAGACACCUGCCCCAGGAAAAGACAAACUCCAGGCCGGCCCGUCUAAGUCUCCCUCUCUGACUGAGAUUAAGAGCAAGUUGUCAACUGCAGCCAAAGAGGGAAAACCCCUACCGAAGACAGAGCAGAAGUUUGAGAAUUUCGUGAGGAGUUCUUUUAAAAUCUCCGACAAAAAAGUGGUUAAGGACCUCUGGAGUUUUGUACAAACACUGAAGAUUGAGAAGAAGUAACAAACAAUGUACUUUGAAGCAUUUGUAUGUUUUGCAUCCUGCAAGACAUUUAAAGGCACAGUCAGCGAGAUUUCCUACUCAGCCUUAUGGCGUCAUCUUUGCUUACUAUGAAUUGGAGUGAACAGAAGGACUCAGUGCUGAAAAUGGGUAAAGCCAUUAAUGAUUCAGGUGUCAUUGUAUUUUUAGAUGCAAAGCACCUGCUGGAGCUCACAAACUCACUCAUUAAUGUUUAGGCAGACUGCAGAUAUUCCCCUACUUUGUCGCCAAUCUGCACCACCUAUAGGAAAAAAAAAUAAUAGCACCACCAAAUAGGACCUGCACAUGUUUAUCAGUUUCAUACAUGACAGAAAUAGCUGCUGCAAUUUUAACACUUGUGCCACCUGCAGCCAAUAAAGGUUGCACCUGUAGAUUUUUAUAGCUGCAAUAAAUGGCAGAUAUGUAAAUUAUUUGGUAACAACAAAGUUUAAAAUUCAAGUAUUCAGAGUUCAGAGACAUGCUGGACAGAUUAGACUUGGCAAUUUUUGUCCUCUUGUCCUCUUGAUUUUAUCCCCUUUUCCCACCAAAAAACAGCUGUUUUCAACAGUAUUAGUAUAUUUUUUAUACUACCAGAUUCCCCACAGAUGAAAAUUUUAAAUCCUACACACAAAGUUGCAAAGAACAGCAGCUAUAAAAAUUAAAGUACUGGCAGUUGUAACACUCACUACCUGCAUGUGGUAAGUGCUGUAGUACUACUAGAAAGUGUUCUUUUCCUUGCCUGUAGAUGGUAAGAUAUGCAUGUGUGCAUCUUACUUUCCUCACCUGUUGGUGGUGCAUGUUGUAUUGGAACUGCAGGACCAGGGGCCUCAUUUAUAACUGUUUUGUAUGCACAAAACAGGGACUGAAAGAGGUGUACACCACUUUUUGCAAAACAUGGGAUCUACAAAAUCUAUUAAAACAAACUUGACAGGAGAAUGUGCUCAUACUUAUAGAUCAACCUGAUCCUAACUCAGAUACUAACCCUAACCCACUCGAUCAACUUCUGCUCAAUACUUGCCUGCAGGUGCACAUGCGCACAAUUUUUUAAAUCUAAUUUUGGCUUUUGUGUGCAUGUACACUUUCAGUACGGAUCCUAUGCACUGUUUCAUAAAUGAAGCCCCAGAACUGCUGGUUCUGCAACUCUGCAGUUGGAUGACAUGGCUGGGCCUGGUUUCAGGUGCUUUGCAUCCGAGACACUAUGUGUCCUUGUCAAUAAUGCAAUAGGAGAUAUUGCAGAAUGUGCCUUUAAAUAUCUCUACUGUAAACUGAUACAAACCAGAGUCCCAUUCUGUGUGAAUUUGAGCAGUAUGUACAAGGAUUGUUAAGACAGCUGAUACAGAGGGACAGUUUUCUGUCAUCAGCCAGUGAUGAUAUAUUUUUUUCUCCAAGGUUGUUUAGUUAUUUUAGGUUCUGUCUGGCUUCACAAAGCAUUUUUAGCUUAUAACCACACUUACAGAGUUUACUGUUAAUUUGUUGUGUAACUGCUCCAAACAUAUUCUACAGAAAUUCUUCAGCAUAUAUCGAGGUUAUGUUUUUUUAGAUUGUGUGUCUCAAUAUGGUCAUAGCAGCUCCUGCAGCAUACUGCAACAUGCAGUAACUGUUUGGCUAACAACAACAUGAGAAACUCAGUCUAAAUCUUUCACCAAAGCCAGAAACUCUAAGAUCCACGUCUGUAAGGAUGUGUGCAGCUGUAACCUUGCUACUGUUGCACAUCUUUACCUGUUAAUUUCCAUCUUUGCUCAAUGGUUUUUCAUCCUGAGUUUUUUUCCAGGAACACACCUGACAUUUCUGAAUGAGAGCAGUGUUAUUCUUAAUGUUUGUUUUUAUACUUUCAAUACAAAUGUUUAUAAGCUCACAUUAGGGUCAUUUUAACUUGCAGAACCUUUUAAUAUUGCAUAUCUGCUGACUGGAUCUAUUUCAGAUGGCACUUUUUAGGAGCAUGAAUUCAGAUCAAGCUCAUUAACAUCUGUGAGGGGAUUCAUUACAGUGAUUACAGCCAAAAAUCAUCUGCAGAAAAAAUGCUCAUAAGUGCAGUAUGCAAAACAUUCUCAAGAGUAUUAUGAGCUCUAUAAAACCAACAGAUGCCCUGACUAAGUUGAUUUUCUUGAAAGUAAUAUAUAUUACAUACGAAAAGUUAAAAGCAGGAUGAAUUAACUGUUAAUUAGCUCCAGGAGUAUAUUUACAAGCUGGCACUGUUAUCAUUGUAUUUCAGUGUACCCUAAUGCACUAAAAACAGAAACAAGCCUAUGAUUAACACAGGUUAUCUUGUUUAUUACAGCAUAAUCAUAAGGUAUAUAUCAGAAAAUUACAUCAGAGUCACAACAUCACCUUUUACACAAACCCCAUAAAGAACUCAACCCAGUAAUUGUUUGCACUCUUGUAUAUCAGUGCCCUGAUGACAAUAAGCAGGCACUCGCUCUGUGCUUAUAAUGUGUUUAUGAUCCUGUAUAAUGCCUUUUAUGAGCUAAAAGCUGGCAGUUGGAUACCAUCCUUAACCAAUCAAAUCGCUUGGUUCAGUCAUCUCGUUGCCUGUAAGGGAUAUUUGAAAUUCCUGAGGUGUAAACUUUACUACUUCAACAAAUUUAGGUCAUUAAAGUCACCCUGGGAAUUUACCUAAAUCUAAAUGUUAGAUUUUAAACAUAUGUAAUGACCUUGUCUUGUAUAUAGUGAGGUUUCAGUAGGAGCAGGUCGCCAGCCCGAGGAUUUAGUUUUUGCUUUACACAAAUAAAUGGAGUCCUUUGUUAAUCAUUUUUAAUGCUUCUCUUGUGUUAAACUUGAUGACCUUUUUAUGUAAAUAAGUACGGCAGCUGAACAGUUAUAUUUUUAAGUGUUUGCUUAAUCCGCCCUCGCUAGUAGCUGGUUUUGCAGCUUGGAUCCGUUGUCAUGAUCUUGAUUUUGAAAUGUUUUGUUCUAUUUGGUGUAGAAGUGUUUAAUGUUGAGUACGAAACCCCUUUAAAAUCUCCUCUUUUUGUUAACUUUUCAUUUUAGCACUACUGUUUUAUCAUCUUUAGUUUGUCAGCCUUUAAUUCUGUAGUGAAUAUUUAUGACGCCAGUACGUAAAUAUGUUCAAGUGAUAUUAAAAAAAAAAGAGACGUGAUCUUUGUUGAUAAUCUAAUGAAUUUUCGGGCUUGUUAUUUUUAAUUAUCUCAGUAAUAACAAAACUCUGGUUGAAAUUUGGCUUUAAAAAACACAAUUUGCAGCAAUUUUCACAACGGUUUCAUAUUUUUCACAAUUACUUUGAUAACAACAGGUCAUUUUUUGUUGUCGAAUGAGCAAUGUGUCACAUCUAUUUACUGUGCAGCUAGCAUGAAAUAAUGUCAAAUUUGGAACAGAAUUAUGAACUUGUCAUAAAGUUUGUAAACAAGUUCUAAAAUUCAUUGAUAAAUUGAACAAUCUGUAUUUUCUUUAUUCAUUAUAUUGCCUUGUGUCUGUGGUCUGAAAUACCAUGUGUGAAAUCAGUAUGUCUAAAGAAACCUCCUCAGUUUUGACUAGAAACAAGGCUCAUGCGCAUUUGUUGCAUAUGUUAAUGCAAUGAAACUGUGUACUGUGGUCAAAUCUGAAUUGAUAUGAGAGGAUGAUGGACUUACUUAAAAUGUGUAGAGAGAAAGUGAAUUUUGUCCAUGUAGUCAAACUUUUUGAUUAGUUAAUGCAUGACUGCUUCAUUCAUGGUUCAUUGAGAUGAGCAUCUUUUUUUACUGUAUCAUUUACCUGAAUAAAGUGAAUCCAGGCGGG
Messenger RNA from Lates calcarifer (barramundi perch), 4689 nucleotides. It is a transcript of the gene npm1b, whose product is annotated as nucleophosmin 1b. NCBI's taxonomy places the organism in Eukaryota, Metazoa, Chordata, Actinopteri, Centropomidae. Gene Ontology annotation, molecular function: RNA binding; chromatin binding; histone binding. Gene Ontology annotation, biological process: ribosomal small subunit export from nucleus; ribosomal small subunit biogenesis; ribosomal large subunit export from nucleus. The record is from RefSeq and is a predicted model, not a curated record. Gene Ontology annotation, cellular component: nucleolus; centrosome; nucleoplasm. The transcript is spliced from 11 exons. Bases 46 to 942 code for a protein of 298 amino acids.